This is a messenger RNA of Racocetra persica, 145 nucleotides long. The record is from the annotation of a GenBank genome assembly. Lineage: Eukaryota; Fungi; Glomeromycota; Glomeromycetes; Diversisporales; Gigasporaceae.
UGUUUUUACUGAAACUUAUCCAGAAUUAGAUUUAUUAAAUACUAGUAUUUUAGCUAUACAAAAUAUCUAUCAGUCUACAUAUUCAAGGGAUAUUGAAGAAGAUAAAAUAAAUUUAAUAGAAGAAGAAAAAAAAUUAAUAUUUUAA